This is a messenger RNA of Beta vulgaris subsp. vulgaris (sugar beet), 1162 nucleotides long. Its product is annotated as probable esterase D14L. Lineage: Eukaryota; Viridiplantae; Streptophyta; Magnoliopsida; Caryophyllales; Amaranthaceae. Gene Ontology annotation, biological process: response to karrikin. The record is from RefSeq and is a predicted model, not a curated record. The coding region runs from base 99 to 911 and encodes 270 amino acids. The transcript has 2 exons.
UCUACUCGAUCUUCCUUUUUCUCUUCUCAGCGUAAUACGUACAAGUUCUCCUUUCACACAACCGUCAGAAACAUAUUUCAACCAAAAAAAUAAAAAAAAUGGGAAUAGUAGAAGAAGCACAUAAUGUAAAAAUAGUAGGUUCAGGUGAGCAAGUAAUAGUAUUAGCUCAUGGAUUUGGGACAGACCAAUCAGUUUGGAAACACUUAAUUCCUCAUUUAGUUGAUAAUUAUAAGGUUGUUUUAUAUGAUAAUAUGGGAGCUGGAACUACUAAUCCUGAUUACUUUGAUUUUGAGAGGUACUCUACUUUGGAAGGUUAUGCUUAUGAUUUGUUGGCUAUUUUGGAGGAAUUUCAAUUAUCUUGUUGUAUCUUUGUGGGUCACUCUGUCUCUGCUAUUGUUGGUGCCAUUGCUUCCAUUAUGCGCCCUGAUCUUUUCUCUAAGCUCAUCUUAAUCUCCGCUUCUCCAAGGUACUUGAACGAUGUCGACUACUACGGAGGGUUUGAGCAAGAAGAUUUAGACCAACUCUUUGAGGCUAUGCAGUCCAACUACAAGGCGUGGUGCUCAGGUUUUGCCCCUUUGGCAGUGGGUGGGGACAUGGAUUCGGUAGCGGUCCAAGAGUUUAGUCGCACCUUAUUCAACAUGAGGCCUGAUAUAGCCUUAAGUGUGGCUCAAACUAUUUUUCAAAGUGACUUUAGGCACCUGCUAUGUCAUGUAACUGUUUCUUGCCACAUUAUUCAGAGCAUCAAGGACUUGGCUGUUCCAGUGGUUGUGUCUGAGUACCUUCAUCAAAAUCUUGGAGGAGACUCGAUUGUCGAGGUCAUGUCAUCGGAAGGUCAUCUGCCUCAGUUGAGCUCCCCUGAUAGUGUGAUCCCGGUGCUCUUACGACACAUCCGUCAUGAUAUUGUUGUCUAAUCUUGAGAGAGUAUUGAUGUGCUUCAAACCGUUUAGUUUUUCUUCUUGUAUGUUAGUUUAACAUGUCUAGGUAAAAUAACUAAAAAAAUGCAACCAAAGUGUAUCAUAUAGUGUCUUUAUAUUAAGGGUUUACUUAGCUUAUUUGUCAAGUUUAUAAGUUGUGGAUAAGAAUGUACCAAAGUUUCAAUUUACAUGUUAUGAUAUUUGCAUUUACCAAAUAACUUAUGGCUUAUUUGGUAGACAACAUCAAA